Nilaparvata lugens (brown planthopper) is the source of this 525-nucleotide messenger RNA. RefSeq names its product antifungal protein-like. Bases 136 to 336 code for a protein of 66 amino acids. The record is from RefSeq and is a predicted model, not a curated record. NCBI's taxonomy places the organism in Eukaryota, Metazoa, Arthropoda, Insecta, Hemiptera, Delphacidae. The transcript has 3 exons.
AGUCAAACAAGGACGUAUCCUUUGGUUUUUGUUUAAAAAGACACCACGCCUUUCAUCCAGCAUCAGAUCUCCACAGAUCCUCCGACUGUCAACAGCUCAAGUGUCCUGAAGGAUUAAAGAAAACCAGUUACAACCAUGUACGCACUCAAGGCAUUCAUUGUUUUCUUCAUUCUCGCUCUGUCUGGAUUAGUGAUGGCCGAUCACUACGCAAACAGCUAUCAGUCAAUUCAUAACAAGCACCAUAAAUUCGAAUACAAAAUCAACCACGGAGGUAAACAUGGCAAGCAUGGAUACUGGCAUGGAAAAUCACAUCCCCAUGGCUACGGCGGUUUCUAAUUUGACUGAGCUGGAAAAAUCACACCCUUUCAAGUUCGAAUGACUUUCCUGACUGGUUUUUGAAUUCAACAUUUCCUGUGAGAUCCAAAGAUUGAAAAUGCCAAAUUUGUAGCAUUAUCAACCGCUAUCUAAACGACCACCGACUGUUCUUUGUUAACGUUUUAUAAAUAAAAGUCUGCUUUUCAUAAA